CUAUGUUGCUUAAUUCGUCAAAAUAUCUCUUAAUGUGACUAUUCUUAAGAAUUGAAAAAAUUUCUGUUAAUACAUUCGGAUAAAUGUUCAAUGUUAAUGUAAUCAGAUAGUUAAUAGCAAUAUAAUAGUCUCGGUAUCAUGGUCAAGUUGACUUUAUUAGUAUCACUCUAAAAAUAACUAAACGUAUUUAAUGGAUCGUUUUAGAUCUUUACGAUGACAAGUGAUAAUUUCGACACGCGUAGUAACGUACGUAACGUUACAAAUUACAUGAUAGUCAUUAUGUAAUACCAAGUUCGCAUUAUACAUGCAUCGUGCUACUUCAGCGUGAGCAUAGACUGAUGCCGUCAUUCUCAAAGUUACUAUUGCGAGAGGCAGUCGCAAUUGAAAAUAGUCGUUCGACGGAAGCUCCUUGAUUCAUUCAGCGUCGUUCAAUCCUCUUCAAGAGCGAAGAUGAUCAUCAGUCUAUUGCUCUUGACCCUCGUAUUCCUGAUAGUUAUCUAUGUUUAUCUAACAAAAAAUUAUAAAUUCUGGCAAAAACGUGGAGUACCUUACGCGGAUGGCGCAUUGCCGGGCGUUGGUCACCUCUGGGACGUCGUUACCAUGAAGACCACUAUAUCCGAAUGCUAUCGCAAGAUUUAUAAUGAAAAUCAGGAUCACAGUAUGGUGGGAGUCUAUAGCUUCCAGACGCCCGUAUUGAUGGUUCGCGAGCCGGAGCUGGUGAAGACGGUGCUACAGACGAGUUUUGGAAGCUUUCACGAUAAUGCUAUCAAGAUCAAUCCCAAGUUGGACCCACUUUUUGCGAACAAUCCCUUCUGCAUGUACGGUGACAAGUGGAUGGCUGCAAGAAAACGCUUGACGUACGCGUUCUCCAGUAUGCGAUUGAAAAUCCUGUUCGAAAGUGUCAAGCAAGUGUGCGAGACGUUAGAGGAGUACGUGAAUAAAAAGCUGGGCAAAAGCGGAAAAGUAGAAUUCGAGCUAAAGGAGUUGUUCGCCAAAUUCACCGCGCAAGUGGUAAGUGGCAUUGGCUUUGGCGUGGACGGAUUGUGUUUCAACGACGAGAGAGCGAAAGAGUCGUUCUACGCGAUAGGCAAUUCCUUCCUCGAGCCAACCGCUUGGAACAACUUCAUUUCAUCGCUGGUAUUGUUUGUACCACCGUUAGCAGACGUCUUCAAAGUGAGGCUGCUACCAAAGAAGGCCGAUCGUUUUUUCAGAGAAAUAAUUGCGAAUGUUAUUGAGGAAAGGAGAAAGGAGAGUACACCUAGAAACGACUUCCUUCAGUUGAUGGUCGAUCUGGAACGAGCAGAGGGUGAAAAGCUUGACCUGGAAGUCCUCACGUCCCACGCGGUGUCUUUUUUCCUCGACGGCUACGAGACCUCCAGCACCACUUUAAGCUACGUCGCCUUCAACUUGGCCAAUAAGCCAGAAGUGCAGGAGAAAUUACGUGAGGAGGUGAUAUCUGUGCUUAACAAAUACAACGGUAAACUCACUUAUGAAGCUUUGAGGGAGAUGACGUACAUGGAUCAGGUAAUAAGUGAAUCGCAGAGGAUCUUACCCACGGUGGGACUCCUGAACAAGGUUUGCACGGAAGACACCGAAUUGCGAGGGUCCGAUGGACUGGUUUGUCGCGUGGAACGUGGAACGCCCAUUCUGAUACCUAUCUACGGCUUGCAGCACGAUCCUCGGUACUGGAAGGAUCCUAAAGUGUUCGAUCCAGACAGAUUUGGCCCGGAGAGAAAACAGAGCCUCGAGAGAUUUGCCUUUCUUCCUUUCGGCGAUGGACCGCGACAGUGCGUGGGAAUGAGAAUGGCUCUGUUGCAGAUGAAAGCAGGCUUGGUCACGUUCCUGAAGAAGUACACCAUAGAGCUGUCCCCGAAGAUGCAAUUACCAUUAAAGAUAACGGGUACCGCCUUCCUGACUGCUGUGGAGGGCGGUAUUUGGGGCAUUAUUCGGCCGAUUCAAGGAUGAGAUAUUUGCUCAGUUUUUUCAGCAGAUUUUUCUUUGCUUUGAUUAGUCUCUUUACAAUUAUAAUUUUGUAACUCUUGUUUAGCUUUUUCAGCAGAUUUUUCUUUGCUUUGAUUAGUUUCUUUACAAUUAUAAUUUUGUAACUGUUGUCUUAAUUUCUAUAAGAGUAAUUUUUUAAAUAAUAUUUUUUAUGGUUUCAAGUCAUACUUUAAGAUUUAAUAAAAAAGUAACAAAUAUUUAAAAAACAUUAAACUUAAUAUAAUAACGUAGAGAAUAUUUAAUUUGUUCACAGAAUCAUAAACAUUUUGGUUUCUUCUGUUAACUAAAGAAAUGAGAUCUAAUUUGUGCGGUGAACAUUAUUUUAUUUUACAUUAUACAGUCAGUAACGAAAAAACUUAAUUAAUGUGGUUUACGUUAUUUUCCACCGCAUGUCUAGAUGAGAUAUUGUUGUAGUAAAAAUAGUAACGUUUUGAAGCCAGAGAUUAUUGUACAGGCGUAACACUUAUUGCGCACAAUUCCGCGAUCAAGUUAUCAAUCAUGACUCAAUAGCUGCAUUCAGCAUUUGAAGUAGGCGUCGGAAUGGUCGUCUUCCUUUUCUAUCUCAGUUUCCUCUCUUGCUCGCUCUCUAUCUGUAACGCAAGAGUGAGCACACUCCGGCGCCUCUGAUUUUCAAUGUUAAACGCAGCUGAUGUUGCGAUAUUAAAACGGCUACAGUUAAAUUAUACAUAAUGCAAAUUUAAUAAAAAAGUGUUUUGCGCAGAAAUCAAUUACGUGCGCAUUAGAUAAGAAUGUAUAAUUUAGAGAGGAUACAUCAUUUAUAGUCAUAAUGCGCUACAGAAAUCAUCUAGUUUUAAAUAUAAUGCCUGCUCUGGAUACGAGUUUGUUACAUAAUAAGUCGUCAGUUAGAAUUAAAUCGUGCGAUGUAAUAACUGCAGUAAAUAACUAUUUACAUGAUUUUUCUAGUUUGCAAGAAGGUGGAUAAUAUUUCCAGGGAUAAUGGAAAAUGCGUUUUAUGUGUUACAUAAGAAAUUUAUUCAUGGAAUGUACUUACAUGUACUAUGUACAUACAUCGUAUAGCAGCGCCUUAGCAUAUAUCUCUCACGAGAAUAUAUAUUCUUAGCUGUACUAAAACUAAGGUCUCAUUACGUUAUUUUACAAUGAUAGAGUACAUUAACGCAUACGUACAUUAAAGUCUAUCAAAGAAGGCACUAUACGGUGAAACCAAAAUAUAAUCAAUCUCGCAGACGAUAAUUCUUAGACGGUUUACAAGUUGAAGUAAAAUUAAGAAUUCGAAAUACAAUUUCUUUUUUCAC
Molecule: messenger RNA, 3275 nt
Organism: Vollenhovia emeryi
Lineage: Eukaryota; Metazoa; Arthropoda; Insecta; Hymenoptera; Formicidae
Product: probable cytochrome P450 6a13
Exons: 1
Coding region: 451-1965 (504 amino acids)
Molecular function (GO): monooxygenase activity; iron ion binding; heme binding
Source: RefSeq, a predicted model, not a curated record